Messenger RNA from Penaeus monodon (black tiger shrimp), 1293 nucleotides. Its product is annotated as dual specificity mitogen-activated protein kinase kinase 7-like. Gene Ontology annotation, molecular function: ATP binding; protein kinase activity. Gene Ontology annotation, biological process: protein phosphorylation. Lineage: Eukaryota; Metazoa; Arthropoda; Malacostraca; Decapoda; Penaeidae. The record is from RefSeq and is a predicted model, not a curated record.
AUGGAUGACCUUGAAAGUCUUAGGAAACAAAACAAACAACUUGUACAGAGGCUGAUCCUUCCAGUGACCUUGAUAGUGUCAGGAAAACAAAAACAAAGCUUGUACAUAAUUCCAGCUGAUGGUCAGAGUAGAGAAGAUGCUUUUGUACUAGCUGUUCGUUUCACUCCCCCAACUGAACCCUUUACAAGUCCGCGCUUUUGUUUUGCUUCCAGUUCCCAUAAUGGACGGGAGACUGCCAGGGCGCCCCAGCACAAUCUCAGGACGCCAGAGAGACCGGCCCAGAUCGAACUGCCUUUGGUAUUCGAACCCAAACAACAGCAGUCAGACCCCUCAGAAUUAGAUGCACACGUCAAAGAAAUCACGAGAAAAAAUGGGAAUUUAAUAAUAGAAAGCAAGAGUUAUAAUAGUACCAUAGAAGAUAUGGAGUACAUAUCAGAAUUAGGUAAUGGCACAUCAGGCAACGUUGUCAAAAUGCUACACAAAUCUUCAAAGAAAGUAUCGCUGUUAAGGUAUCAAAUGCGACGGUCGGGUAACCUAGAAGAGACCAAGCGAGUCUUCUUUGACUUGGAGGUUGUAUUAAAAUCCCAUGACUGCCCCUACAUAGUACAGUGUCUAGGAUGCUUCGUCACAGAUUCAGACGUCUGGAUCUGUAUGGAGCUCAUGGCCACCUGUCUGGACAAGCUCAAGCGUUACAAGCGGCCGAUACCUGAGCCUAUCCUCGGCAAAAUUUCUGUUGCUACCCUAAAGGCUCUCCACUACCUUAAGGAAUCCCACGGUGUCAUCCAUCGUGACGUCAAGCCUUCAAACAUCCUUCUAGAUGAACGUGGUAACAUUAACUUUGUACUUCGGAUCUCAGGGAGACUAGUCGAUUCUAAGGCUAAGACUCGUAGUGCUGGUUGCGCGGCAUACAUGGCGCCAGAACGGAUAGACCCGCCAGACCCCGCAAGGCCGGAUUAUGAUAUUCGUGCUGAUGUUUGGAGUUUGGGCAUCACUCUAGUAAGCUUGCUCGGGCAGUUUCCAUAUAAAGAUUGUCGCAAGACUUUGAGGUUGGUGCUGACCAAGGUUCUACAAGACGAUCCACCAUCUCUUCCCAAAGAUGGAAACUUUAGUCCUGAAUUCUGUGAAUUUGUUUAAGAUUGCCUUAUUAAGGAAUACCGCCAACGCCCAAAGUACAAGAAACUACUCGACUAUCCAUUUAUCAAGAAAUAUGAAAGUAUGAAAGUGGAUGUCUCAGCUUGGUUUAAAGAAGUGUGCCGCCAGACGGAAGACAAGGUUCGGAGCUCCCCUCAGAGA